GUUUCAUAACCAUCCACAGCACAUGCAGCUAGAAGAGGUGAGAGCAUUGAGGGGAGAAACCAUUGGAUUGAGUCAGACAGUCAGUCAGUCAGUCCACUCGUUCACAAGUGUGGCAACGCAGCGCAUGAUGCAUCCAUCGACUCCCUCCAUGAGAUGAUGAGAUGGCCCGGCGUCCGUCCGUUCUCUCAAGCAGUCAUCCAUCGCUCCCAUCGGGCUCCCGAGGGAGGAGCGGCCGAUCCAUCCAGUCGGCCACCUCCUGCGGCAAGGACGACGACGGGCCAGGUCCAUCACCAUCACCAUCACCACCACCACCCGCCACAGCCCAGUCCCCUGCCGAUUCUGAAGCAGAUGAUGCCGCUCCCUCUCCCCCUCCCGCAGCUGCAGCACCACCACCACCACCAGCAACACCAGCACCAGCACCACGGGUUGAUGGCUGCCGCGCCCCAGGCCCCACAAACAAGGCGCGCCACCACGGCCUUGUGGGAGGCUGUUGUGUGGGUUGUGUGGCGUUGGUUGUGCUGCCGUCGGAUGGACUGCUGUUGCUGCUGCUGGAGGGUGGUGCGGGAGGGCGGGUGGUGCGGCCACUGCGGCCGCGGGGGGGCGGGGCUGCGCCGACGGCUGAGCGGAGGUCGGUCUUGCACAAGGGGCACUCGAAGGAACGCUGCAGCCUGCAGACAGACACAACCGCACCAAGGCGAGACGGAGAGCGUGUGUGUGUGUGUGUGUGUGUUCCUUCCUGCGUGUGUCGUGAUGUGAUGUGUGAUGGGUUUGGCUUGCUUGUACCACUCGUCGAUGCACUGUCUGUGGAAGUAUUGGUUGCAGCACGGCAACUUACGAAGCCAAUCUGGUGGAACACACACAACAAGCACACCGACCGGUCAGACCCACAGACAGACAGACAGACAGACAGACAAGGUGAACGGAUGGAUGGCUGACGCUGUAGUGUGGUCCAAGUGUGUGCCGCGCGGUGCGGUGUGUGUACCUCCAGGUUCUAGGUCUCCCAGGCAGAUCAUGCACUUGGUGUCGGACCCGAUGCUGCUCCCGCUGCCGCUCGCACUCCGGGACGGCGAUGCACGCGCGCCGAGACUCUCAUACCCACCCCCACCACCAUCCCCACCAGCUGCUGCCGCCGGACGGGUGGUGUCUGCAGCCAGCACCAUGCAAACCAUGCAUAAGGAUUCCACACAGAACAGAGUGUAGGUGUGUGUGUCGGACCUUUCAUCUGAGUGAGCGGCAGUUUGUUGAGCUGUGCCUCCGUCAUGCCGCGGGGCCGCCUGCCGGGGGCCAACCCGCUCGCAGUCAAGAUGCGCUGAUAUAAUGGACGAAGCAAACCGUCAUUGAUCACCCACAUUAGAUCUAUCUUGCGGCCUGCCUGCCUGUCUCUCCGUGUGUGUGUGUGUGAGUGUCUGCGACAUACCUCUACGUCGGAUUGGCUGAGGUCCGUGUUGUUGAGGACGUAAAGCUGCAGCGGGGGCGGCAGGUGGCUGAUGGUGGCUGCACAAAGAGAGAGAGAGAGAGAGAGGCGCACCGCACACAAGAGGUACACCACCUCACUGUGUGAGUGUCUGUCUGUCUGUCUGUGUGCGUCCUCACAUACCGAGCACUUCUCGUGGCAGCAGGUUGCGGAUGGUGGGGGCAAGAGCUGCAUUCACACACGCGCACACGCACACACACACACACACACACGUGAGACGAGACCAGGCCACGGAACGGCCAAACACAGCGAGGCAGCUGUGUGUGUGCUUGUGCUUACUUCCAGAGCAAUGCACUGUGGUUUCAGGUCCAACCCGAAGGAAGGCGUCAGGCUCUGCGAUGACCAGCCGGAACUGCACACCCUGGUAGGUGAAGAUGUCGCCCACACGGAAACGCUGCACACGCAGAGAGAGAGAGAGAGAGAGAGAGGAGGAGAUGAGAUGAGAUGACUGUGUGCAGUGAGAGGGCCUAUCUAUGUGUGGUGUGCAUAUUCUGUCUUGACAAGACAAGACGUGCCCACCUUGAGGGGGUUGGUCUGCAGGUAAGGCCUCAGGUAGUCGUCCCACAGGUUGAAGCCAUACGUGCGGGCCGUCGGCAACGUGUCGGAGAACGGCACAAAGUGAACCUGAUAAGUGGAUGGAUGGAUGGAUGGACACGGGAAGGAACCGCAGGGAGGGAGGUGUCUGUCUGUCUGUGUCCGUUGUGUCCAUGUUCUGUGUGCUGCUGCUGCUCUGUCUGUGCGAGGUGGAAAGAAUUCACCGACCCUGUUGAAUUCUCCCGCGCCAUCCCAGUUGGCGUGGACGAGUGUGGUCUUGACGACCAAACCCAUGCGGUUGUUGGGCCGCGUCGCUGCAGGCACCACACCACACGCCACACACAUCCAUCCAUCCAUCCCUUCGCCAAGCCACACGUGUGACCAGUGUGGCCCGACCGACCUGAGCACACGACGUUGACCCCGUCGCAGUCGUAUUUCCUGUUAGGCAUGGCCACCAGGAAGGGAUUCGACUCGAUGAAGGGCUUCACAUACAACAGCCACAAAUCCUGGUGGACACACAACACAACCAACACAACACAACACAUGUCCAUAAGCUAUGCUGUGUGGAUGGAUGGAUGGAUCCCAGCCCACAUACCUCAUCUGAGCAGACUUGUUCGGCGUCGGGGUCCUUGGUCGUGGCGGCAAACUGGACACGCUCCAGCUCUAUCAACGGAGGACCCUCAGUGAACACAUGAGUCUGACACACACAACACACAACACACAACCACACACACAGCCACACAAUCCAUCCAUCCAUCCAUCCAUCCAUCCAUCGAGAGCCUUUCUGCAUGUCUGUGGCACAUCCGCCAGACCCACCUGUGAGUUGACCAUCCCCUCAUCAGGCUCCGCCUCAAUCACGACGAAAUCCCUCCGGCACUGCGUGGUGAUCUUGGUCCACCGCCUGACAUGUGGGUUGGCCCGGAGGUGACUCAUCACCGCCUCCCUCUCGCUCGCAUCCGCCUCGGCGAUGUCAUUGACGUCAGACCGCAGAGGCAGGAUGUGCACCUUCGAUACCCACCUGUCGUCACCGCCUCCAUUGGUGUGUGCUGGGAAAAGCGGCUCGUCGGGAGGCGCCGAAGCGUCUGCCAUCGUCAGCCUUUGCG
This is a messenger RNA of Vitrella brassicaformis, 3111 nucleotides long. NCBI's taxonomy places the organism in Eukaryota, Vitrellaceae. The record is from the annotation of a GenBank genome assembly.